Myotis lucifugus (little brown bat) is the source of this 6783-nucleotide messenger RNA. RefSeq names its product DEAH-box helicase 36 (gene DHX36). NCBI's taxonomy places the organism in Eukaryota, Metazoa, Chordata, Mammalia, Chiroptera, Vespertilionidae. Gene Ontology annotation, cellular component: nucleus; cytoplasm; intracellular anatomical structure. The record is from RefSeq and is a predicted model, not a curated record. The transcript is spliced from 25 exons. Bases 384 to 3239 code for a protein of 951 amino acids. Gene Ontology annotation, molecular function: ATP binding; DNA helicase activity; G-quadruplex RNA binding.
GGCGGGGGUGGGCGCGGAGGCCGAGGCCGACAUCCUGGGCACCUGAAAGGCCGCGACAUCGGCUUGUGGUACGCGAAGAAGCAGGGGCAGAAGAACAAGGAAGCCGAGAGGCAGGAGCAAAUCUGUCUGUUCUGCCUUCUUAAUAUGUCCCAGGUCAAAUCACAACAGUUACCAUAGUCAAGCCCCUAUUUUAUUCUCUGUUCCUAGCCUCCUGGGUGAUUGUUUUUGUUUUAAAAGUGAAGAGAUUUGACAUUGUUCAUGUACUGAUGCUAUGAUGGGGGUCAGUGGAGAGGGAACGUAUAUCAGCGUGGGCCAAAUCAUGCCGUAGCAGUAAACCGCCCCCAGAUCAGCGGCUCAUAACAGCAGAGAGAGCCGUAGUGCAUAUGGAUGAACAUCGAGAAGAACAAAUUGUGCAGCUACUACAUUCUGUCCAAGCUAAGAGUGACAAAGAUUCAGAAGCACAGAUAUCCUGGUUUGCUCCUGAAGAUCAUGGGUAUGGUUCUAAAGCUCCUGCUGAGAACAAACCAAACUCAGAGAAGAAAUUGGAGGACCGGGAAAAAAAAUUGAUGAAUCAAGAAAAGAAGACAUUCAGAAUCAGGGACAAAUAUAUUGACCGAGAUUCUGAAUAUCUCUUGCAAGAAAAUGAACCAGACGUAAACUUAGACCAACAGUUAUUGGAAGAUUUACAAAAGAAAAAAACUGACCUUCGGUAUAUUGAAAUGCAGCAUUUCAGGGAAAAGCUGCCUUCAUUUGGAAUGCAAAAGGAAUUGGUAAAUAUGAUCGAUAAUCAUCAGGUGACGGUAAUAAGUGGUGAAACUGGUUGUGGAAAAACCACUCAAGUUACUCAGUUCAUUUUGGAUAAUUACAUCGAAAGAGGAAAAGGAUCUGCAUGCAGGAUAGUUUGUACCCAGCCAAGAAGAAUUAGUGCCAUUUCUGUUGCAGAGAGAGUGGCUGCAGAAAGGGCAGAAACUUGUGGCAAUGGUAAUAGUACUGGAUACCAAAUUCGUCUCCAGAGCCGGUUGCCAAGGAAACAGGGUUCUAUCUUAUACUGUACAACAGGAAUCAUCCUUCAGUGGCUUCAGUCAGACCCGCAUUUGUCCAGUGUUAGUCAUAUUGUGCUUGAUGAAAUCCAUGAGAGAAACCUGCAGUCAGAUGUUUUAAUGACUGUAAUUAAAGACCUUCUCAAUUAUCGACCUGACCUGAAAGUAAUAUUGAUGAGUGCAACAUUGAAUGCUGAGAAAUUCUCAGAAUAUUUUGGUAACUGUCCAAUGAUACACAUACCUGGUUUCACUUUUCCAGUUGUGGAGUAUCUUUUGGAAGAUAUAAUUGAAAAAAUAAGAUAUGUUCCAGAACAAAAAGAACACAGAUCCCAGUUUAAGAGGGGUUUCAUGCAAGGGCAUGUAAAUAGACAAGAGAAAGAAGAAAAAGAAGCAACCUAUAAAGAACGCUGGCCGGAUUAUGUAAGGGAACUGCGGAAAAGGUAUUCUGCAAGUACUGUAGAUGUUAUAGAAAUGAUGGAUGAUGAUAAAGUUGAUCUGAAUUUGAUUGCUGCCCUUAUUCGCUACAUUGUUUUGGAAGAAGAGGAUGGUGCAAUAUUGGUCUUUCUACCAGGCUGGGACAAUAUCAGCACUUUACAUGAUCUCUUGAUGUCACAAGUGAUGUUUAAAUCAGACAGGUUUCUUAUUAUACCUUUACAUUCACUGAUGCCUACAGUUAACCAGACACAGGUGUUUAAAAGAACCCCUCCUGGUGUUCGGAAAAUAGUAAUUGCUACCAACAUUGCAGAGACUAGCAUUACCAUAGAUGAUGUAGUUUAUGUGAUAGAUGGAGGAAAAAUAAAGGAAACACACUUUGACACACAGAACAACAUCAGUACUAUGUCUGCUGAGUGGGUUAGUAAAGCUAAUGCCAAGCAAAGGAAAGGUCGAGCUGGAAGAGUUCAGCCUGGUCAUUGCUAUCAUCUGUAUAAUAGUCUUAGAGCAAGCCUUCUAGAUGACUAUCAACUGCCAGAAAUCUUGAGAACUCCUUUGGAAGAACUUUGUUUACAAAUAAAGAUCUUAAGGCUAGGUGGAAUUGCUCAUUUUCUGAGUAGGUUAAUGGACCCACCGUCAAAUGAAGCAGUGUCACUCUCCAUAAAACACCUGAUGGAACUGAAUGCUUUGGAUAAACAAGAAGAAUUGACACCUCUUGGAGUCCACUUAGCACGAUUACCAGUUGAGCCACACAUUGGAAAAAUGAUUCUUUUCGGAGCUCUGUUCUGUUGCUUAGACCCAGUCCUCACCAUUGCUGCUAGUCUCAGCUUCAAGGAUCCCUUUGUCAUUCCAUUGGGGAAAGAAAAGGUCGCAGAUGCAAGAAGAAAGGAAUUGGCAAAGGAUUCUAAAAGUGACCACCUGACGGUUGUGAAUGCAUUUGAGGGCUGGGAAGAAGCUAGACGACGUGGUUUCAGAUAUGAAAAAGAUUAUUGCUGGGAAUAUUUUCUGUCUUCAAACACGCUGCAGAUGCUGCAUAACAUGAAAGGGCAGUUUGCUGAACAUCUUCUUGGAGCUGGAUUUGUAAGCAGUAGAAGUCCUAAAGAUCCAAAAUCCAAUAUAAAUUCAGGUAAAGCAGAAAACAGUGUAAAUAACUUGCUGCUAUUUUCCAUUGUAUCAGUAUUUUACACUUUUUUUUCUACCUUCCCACCCCUAAUAGAUAAUGAGAAGAUAAUUAAAGCGGUCAUCUGUGCUGGCCUCUAUCCCAAAGUUGCUAAAAUCCGAUUAAAUUUGGGUAAAAAAAGAAAAAUGGUGAAAGUUUACACAAAAACUGAUGGACUAGUUUCUAUUCAUCCUAAAUCCGUUAAUGUGGAGCAAACAGAGUUUCAUUACAAUUGGCUUAUCUAUCACCUGAAGAUGAGAACCAGUAGUAUAUACUUGUAUGACUGCACAGAAGUUUCCCCAUACUGUCUCCUGUUCUUUGGAGGUGAUAUUUCCAUCCAGAAAGAUAAUGAUCAGGAAACUAUUGCUGUAGAUGAAUGGAUUGUCUUUCAGUCUCCAGCAAGGAUUGCCCAUUUGGUUAAGGAAUUAAGAAAGGAACUAGAUACCCUUCUGCAAGAGAAGAUCGAAAGCCCCCAUCCUGUCGAUUGGAAGGACACUAAAUCUAGAGACUGUGCAGUGCUCUCAGCCAUUACAGACUUGAUCAAAACACAGGAAAAAGCAAUUCCCAGGAACUUGCCACCACGACUCCAGGAUGGAGGUUGCAGCUGACACCUUUUCUGUGUGGUCGGAAAAGCCAAUUUGAUAGCCAUCUUCCAUCAUAGUUUAAUGUUUGGCUAAAUGCCAAACCCUGGGACAUGGAUAAUUUUCAUGUGUCAGGUAGAACCUUCAGUAGAUAGUAAAGACUUACUGUGCAUGAGUUCGCAAUGUUGUCUGUAGAUAUUAUAAAUAUACCAUAAAAACAAUGUGUUCUCUGAUCAUAUACUCUGUGUGGUCAUACACUUUGGGAUUAUUCCUCUUAUAAAUAGUGUUGUACCACUUGAGAAAGUCCUUUGUUCUGUUAUGAAAAAAAUAAUUUUUCUGCCCAUAAUGACUGAGUAUAGAACUGGUAAAAAUAGAAUGCUUACCCAAAAGGCAGUGUCAAGUAGGAAUUUGAACACAGCCACAUUUUUUAAAUGAAACUUCUAUCAGAAGUUCAUUUGUUCUAAUAAAACCCAGUAUUUAAUAAAAUGUACAAUGUGUAAAUGUCUGCUACCCUUUUGGCUUGGUUUCUACCUCUCCACCUCUCCCUUGGUUAAUUUGAUUUUUUAAAAAUGGUUUUAGAAUAUAUUCAUUCCUCUUUUACAUUACCUUGUGCAGCAUAAGGUAGCAAUUGAGAGCAUGGGUCUGGAGUCUAACUCCUAAGUUAAAAUUUCAGCUGUCACUUCACUUCUGUUUCCUUGUCUGUAAAAUACAGGUAGCGGUGUGAGGUUUGAAUAUGUUAAUGCACAUAAAGUACAUAGACUAGUGUCUGGCAUGUAGAGUAUGCUCACUAAAUCUUAGGUAUUAUUUGUCCCUGAAAUAUAUUUUUAUCAUAGUCCAUUAUAUUAUACUUUUUUUCAUACUCUGAGUACUAGUUUACCCUCUCAGCCAGUGGACGUUAGUGUGCCAUGUACUGUGUGUUUUUAGCCCUAUCCAGUUGUGAGAAAUACUGGUUAUUACCCAACAGCCAUCCUGUCCCUCCCUCUUACUUGCUUGUUCAAGCAUUCCCCCUCUGUGCAGCCUUGUGCCCGAGGAUGUUGGACCCUUCAUGGUCUUAUUUCCCUUUUAAGUAACUGAUAAGGCAUGACUACGUGAACCUGCCCUGGGGCGUGGGAGAAAGAUUUCCCCCACUAACAGACUUGGCACAGGAAGUUCUGCUCUCCUCCUCGUCUGGAUGAGAACGGCUACAGUCAUUUUAUGGUCACAAGGUUGUUUCCCUGGGACAGUAGUGAAAAUCAUCAGUCCUUGAUAACGCUAGGGAGCCGCUGAAUUAUCCAAACCCCUACUCACAGAUGCAAAAAAUCUGUCAUUGAAACACAAACUAUUCAUCACCAAGCAUUGUUAGCUGAGCGUUGUUUUUACCAUUUAUUUUGUGAUCUAAUAGUUUGACGCAUAUGUCUGAUAAAAGGGUAUGUAAGUGGUGGUACUGGACAUACUGCAGAAGAAACAUCAAGAACCUCCUGCUGUACUCUAAAAGCCACAAAUCUUACUGUGCCUUCCAGUAAAUACAAAGAACACAAAGGAAGAGUAUCCUACAAUGCCUGGGAUUUCCUGAUAAUGCCAUGAUGAUCUGUAAACAGCAUUGGUUCAGGUACUGCUCCAUUUCUGGGAAUGGGUAUCCACCUACCAUUGCCUUCUAAGGUGUGGAAUGUCCUGUGUGUCCUAAGUCCAUUCCCUUGGCUAGUCUCCCAAAAGUGACCUGUCUCUCACUGUUCUUGUAUUGAGUCAUGUCACAAUAUUGUAGCACCUUAGUUUUGCCCCUAAACUCAAGUUGACCAUUAGGUUCUGUUCUAAAGAAUGACUUUUUGCUCUUACUAUACACAGUUGGCCACAAUGGUCUUGACAGAAAGCAUUUUUUUAAAUCUGUAAAACAAGAUUACUAGUUAGUUGGUUUCCAUGUUUGCGAACCAAUAUUUGGUCUCCAUAUAAAUUGAAAAAAAUGUUCCUGAAGAAUUGUUUUAAUAGAUGAGCUACUCGAAGAAAUUAAGCAGUUACCACCCCCAAUUUAUGUCUUCUCUACAGCUGGUCAGGAUGGAAAUUUUAAUUGAAGGUGCUAUUUUUGCUCUCUUUCUUUUGUUUACAAAGUAGUGUGUUACUGAAUUGAAAAUGUAUUCCAGGUCUGGGAACUAUUUACUUGGUAGUUUUAAAGAAUAAGACAUUAAAUUAAGACGAAAAUGUAUUUGCCUCACUGUUCUGAGUGAUACUGAGGAUAACUCUUGAACAAAUAACCCGGAAACAGAAACUUACAAAAAAUCAAAGUGUAAACGAAUCACUGAAUAAUCAUUAAAAAUGUCUUUUAAAAGUUGGGUCCAUGUGACACCUUCCUAAUUCAUUAACUAGAACAAAAGCUCUAGAUACCAGCGGUUUUCAACCAUCUCAUGGCACACAUAAACUAAUUAUUAAAAUUAUGCGGCACACCGGAAAGUAUAUUUUUUUGCCGAUCCGACAAAAAAAAGGGCAUGAUUUUGAUUUUUUCACACCAGACAGCUAUUGUUGUGUUGGCUGUUGUCAUUUUGACAGUCUUAAGGGAAAAGAAGUCAGUGCCCCUAACUAAAUCAUCAGGUAAUGCAUGCUUUUAAAAUUCUUGCUGCAUACUGGUUGAUAAUUGCUGAUUUAUACCGAUAAUUACAAAUAAUUUUAACUGCAUUUUUAAAACAAAGUCCACCCUAAUUUACAAAUGCCUUUAGAAGGAAUUUAAUACCCUCUCACCCAAAGUAAAUGGCAAUUUUCCUUCCACUUUUUAGCUCUGAGUUUGUGUAUAUUUAUUUUUAAGUAAUUGUGAUUAUGUAGUAGAAUCAUAUUUUAUAAUUGUUUUUAAAUGGCAUUUUUAUUCUGAUUUUAAAACAAUAUAUAUCAUUGUAGACUUUAGAAAUUUAACAAGGAUUUUACCCAUUUUGAUAUAUUUACAUCUUUUUUAAGCUUUAAGGUAUUAUUUUAUAUAUAAUAAAAUUAGCCAAUUUAAGUGUAUAAAUCUGUGGAUUUUGUCAAAUGUAUGAAGUCAUGUAUUUGCUACCACCAGAAGCUUGAUAUAAAACAUUCCCAUCACCUAAAAAUUUCCUUUGUUGCCCUGUCUGGGUGGCUCAGCUGGUAGCAUCAUCCCAUACACCGAAGAUGGCAGGUUCCAUUCCCGGUAAGGGUGCAUGCAGGAGACAGCAGAUUGAUGUUUCUCUCUUACAUUGAUGUUUCUCUCUUCCUCCCUCUCUCUAUCCAAGAUCAAUUUUAAAAAACAUAUCCUUGGGUGAGGAUUUUUUUAAAAAUAUUUCCCUUAUUUUCCUUUAUCAAUCUCCUGACCCCCACUUUCCAUAGGCAACCAUUGAUCUGCUUUGGUCACUAAUGUUUUACCUUUUCUAGAAUUUCAAAUGGAAUUAUAUGUAGUCUUUUGUGUCUGGCUUCUUUCCCUAAACAAUGGUUUAGAGAUAUUUAUGUUGCAUGUAUCAGUAGUUAGCUUAUUUUUUUAUUGUUUAAUAGUUUGCAUUGUAUGGUUAUACCAGUUUGUUUAUAAACUCACUUGUUGAUGGACCUUUGAGUUUUUUGUUUUUUGCUGUUAUAAAUAAAGCUGCUAUGAAUAUGUGUA